Messenger RNA from Varanus komodoensis (Komodo dragon), 5498 nucleotides. Its product is annotated as KIAA0319 like. Lineage: Eukaryota; Metazoa; Chordata; Lepidosauria; Squamata; Varanidae. Gene Ontology annotation, cellular component: cytoplasmic vesicle; plasma membrane. The coding region runs from base 450 to 3812 and encodes 1120 amino acids. Gene Ontology annotation, molecular function: protein binding. The record is from RefSeq and is a predicted model, not a curated record. The transcript is spliced from 21 exons.
UUCCGCUGUCCUCACCCGUUGCUCGUGGCGCUGCUGCCCCCCGCCCCGCGUUCCCAAACCAGGGCACCGGGGUUUUAGGGACGGGGCAGACACCGAGAGUGUGGACACCAAGGCGGGGGCUGCCUCGUCCACCUGAUAGUGUUGCAGCACCUGCUCAUCCCUAGAGCUGGAAAACGGCCCGAGUGCCACACGGGCAGGAGGAUCGAGCCGCCUGGAUUGCGCUGGGGGCAUCAUGGAAGCGGGGAGGCAAAGGGAUUUCUGAAGCUGCCUGUCUGCCUUGUACCGUGUCGGACCUUUGGCCCUUUCGACCUGCCCAGACUGCAUACGCAGCAGCACUCCAGGUUUGCCAGUCCUGGGGCCGAAGAUGCUCGGGAUUGAAGCAGGGACCCAAUGAAAUAUAGGAGCUGGGUUCCGCAUCGAGAGGUGUUCUGGGUCUGCCCACGAAGGCCAUGGAGAAGAAGUCGGAAGACAAUUUUAGCAUCAGCUCUCUGAACAUAUUGGGAGACUUCCUCAGAAAAUAUGUGACGUGUCUGGGCCAUCUUCACCUGCUCUACAUGUGUGCCUGCCUCAAUGCCCUCUGUUCCUAUACAGAGGCAAGCUGGAGCAGAAGCGUUUGCAGACCAGGGAGGCCUCUGCAAGGGCGUCCUUUGAGGUCACAAGAUAGCAUCCAACUCCAACGGCUGGAUGGAUUUCAUUCUGUUCGUUCUUGUCAAGCUGCUUGCUGUCAGAGCCCUGCCUGUGAUGCCUUUUGGCUCACAGGAAAGAUGUGCAUCCAGGUGAACUGUAUGCAGUCUCACUGGUGUAAGACAGUCUUGACUCACACCACUCACAGCAAACACUCCUCCAUCUUGGUGUUUGUUGCAAAGCCUGAACAUCCAGUAGAUUUCCUGCCUGCAUCGGAUGACAGAAUUCCCCUUCCUAGGUGGUUGGAUGGGAACAAGGAACAUCAAAGUAAAGCAAGACUACGAAGAUCCUUCCAAGAGCCUCCAGCACAGAGGGCACAUGUAGUGCAUGCCAGGGGAAGCCCACUAAGGAGGGACACAGGCUCCAGUAAUGGAAGUGCAUCAAGCCACCCAGUUCCAUUAGAGCCAUUGAAUAUUAAAUCUCCUCCUAAGGAUCCUGCAGAACCUCAGUCUUCCAAACAAGAAGCAAAUGUUCCCAGAGAUGGUGCUAAUCCAGAAGAAGUCCCACUGCUCAACAGUGAAGAUUCAAGAGCACCGAACCCCCAAAGCCCCCCAUCUCUUCCUCUCCGCAAUAAUGUGAACAAACCAAGUGACCUUGCUGGGAGUAGCUCCCUGGGGGCUGCUGCAGGUGCUUCCACGGCAGAACCCUCUCUAGCCACCACGUCCCCCAGUCCUCUUGGGAUCUCUGAGAAAGCCAAGCCAUUCAACAGCACUUCCACCCAGUCCCUGUUGUUGGAGGAGAGCAUUCCAACUUCGAGCAUCCUUAAGGGGAAGGAUAUUGGGAAGGGUCAGAAGCUGAUCCCGGUUCCAACUGGCAGUGCCAUCAAUGUUAGUGCUACUGCGGUCCCGACAAAUCCUGCUGUGUUACCCAGCACUGCUGCCCCAACACCAGUUAUUAAGAAGCUUGCAGUUUCUGCUGGAGACAGCGUCCAGGUAACUCUACCAAAGAAUGAAGUGGAGCUGAAUGCGUAUGUCUUGCCUCCACCACCUAAAGGAACUAGCUACUCGUAUGACUGGAGGCUGAUCACACACCCUACUGACUACAGUGGAGAAAUGGAAGGCCAGCACUCACGGAUUCUCAAGUUAUCCAAGCUCACAGUCGGCCUGUAUGAAUUCAAUGUGAUAGUAGAUGGCGAUAAUGCACAUGGAGAAGGAAUGGUAAAUGUGACAGUUAAACCAGAACCUCGAGUGAAUCAACCCCCUGUGGCCAUUGCAUCGCCCCAGUUCCUAGAGAUCUCGUUGCCAACCACCUCUACAGUCAUCGAUGGCAGCCAAAGUACCGAUGAUGACAAAAUAGUCAGCUACCACUGGGAAGAACUGAAGGGGCCUCUUCGGGAGGAGAAGGUGUCUGCAGACACUGCUAUUCUGACACUUACCAACUUGGUGCCAGGGAAUUACACAUUCAGCCUCACUGUGGUGGACUCAGAUGGUGCCAGCAACUCCACCACUGCUAGUCUGACCGUGAACAAAGCAGUGGAUUACCCUCCUGUGGCAAAUGCAGGCCCCAACCAGGUGAUCACACUGCCCCAAAACUCCAUUACGCUCUAUGGCAACCAGAGCACAGACGACCAUGGCAUUGUCAGCUACGAAUGGUCCCUCAGUCCCAACAGCAAAGGGAAGGUGGUGGAGAUGCAGGGAGUGAGGACCUCAACUCUGCAGCUCUCUGCCAUGCGUGAAGGUGACUACACUUACCAGCUGACGGUGACAGAUUCCGCUGGCCACCAGUCCACUGCCGAAGUCACGGUGAUUGUGCAACCCGAAAACAACAAGCCACCGAAGGCAGAUGCUGGCCCAGACAAAGAACUGACCCUCCCUGUGGAUAGCACCACUCUGGAUGGCAGCAAGAGCUCAGAUGACCAGAAGAUCACCACCUACCUUUGGGAAAAAACACGGGGCCCAGAUGGUGUGAAGCUGGAGAAUGCCAACAGCAGCAUAGCCACGGUCACUGGGCUUGAGGUUGGGACAUACGAAUUCACGCUGACUGUCCGGGAUGAGCGGAACUUGCAGAGCCGCAGCUCCGUCAAUGUCAUCGUCAAGGAAGAGAUAAAUAAGCCGCCCAUGGCAAAGGUUGCUGGGAAUGUCAUCAUCACCCUUCCUAGAAACACAGCAGAGCUUGAUGGGUCCAGAUCAACAGAUGACAAGGGAAUUACCACCUUCCUGUGGACACGGGAUGAGAGCAGUCCUGCAGCUGGAGAGGUGUUAAAUAAUUCAGACCACCAUGCGGUGCUCUUCCUCUCCAACCUGGUAGAGGGAAUGUACAAGUUUCAUUUGAAGGUGACUGAUGCCAAAGGGGAAAGUGAUGUGGCCAGGGCCACCGUGGAAGUGAAACCUGAUCCCAGGAAAAACAGCCUUGUGGAGAUGAUACUGGAUGUGAAUGUCAGCCAGCUAACAGAGCGGCAGAAGGGCAUGUUUAUCCGCCAGAUAGGUGUUCUGCUGGGGGUCCUGGAUUCAGACAUCACUGUGCAGAAGAUCCAGCCUUACACUGAGCAGAGCACAAAGAUGGUGUUCUACGUGUGGAAUCAGUCUCCUCACCAGGUCUUGAAAGGACAUGAUGUCGCACGGACACUCAAAAGUGAGCUGCGGAAGCAGCAGUCAGCCUUCCUCAUCUUCCGGGCACUGGAGAUCAAUACUGUCACGUGCCAGCUGAACUGCUCGGAGCACGGGCACUGCAACUCCUUCACCAAGCGCUGCGUCUGUGACCCGUUCUGGAUGGAGAACUUCCUUCGAGUACAGCUGGGGGAUGGCGAGAGCAACUGUGAAUGGAGUGUGCUCUACGUCGUCAUUGCAUUGUUUGUCAUCGUGGUCUCCUUCGGGAUCUUCUUUUGGGUGGUGGUGUGCUGCUGCAGGAGACGUAAAGGGAAACCCAAAAGGAAGAGUAAAUAUAAGAUUUUGGAUGCUACAGAUCAAGAGAGCCUGGAGUUAAAACCAAAUCCCAAAGCAGGCAACAAACAGAAAUCCCAGGCCCAGAACACCAGCCUCAUGCAUUCCGAGUCUGAGCUGGACAGUGACGAAGCCAUCUUUACGUGGCCAGAUCGGGAGAAGGGGAAGCUGCUGCACAACCAGAACGGUUUCCUGCGCAACGGACAGGCGACACCCAAGCUGAAAAAACAGCGGGAGGAGAUCCUAUAGCUGUAGGCCACUGCACACAAAGGGCCAGCAAAUGACAAUGCAGAAGGCUGUUUGGCUCCUCGGUUGCACGAGGCGCCCUAGGAGACCAGCGGUGUUGUGCUUUGCAGAGCACCUCACAUAUGGAGACUAUCUUUUGUUUACUACUAAUCUUUUUAAAUUUUUCAAGUUGAACUGCCUGUACUUGAAUCUGGACUUUAAUGGAAAUUUUGACAAAUGAAGCUGUGAAACAAAGACUGUGAAGGGCAGGUUCUUGUUCUGCAAUGCUGCAGGACUGAAAAAGCACUCUGGUAAAGAGUACCAGCUUGCCCAGGAUUGCGCCGUGGAGCCCUGCUUUGCCCCCCGCAAAAAAACUGGUUUGCUGCAGGGAUGGCAGUCUUCUCCACGCAUGCCCUCUUGCGUUGGUUUCACUCGCAAGAACCACACCUUGGCUUCUGCCUGCCACAAAAACCGAGAUUCCCAGACUGUGGUUCUUCAAAACACUCCUCCAGUUGGGUUUCUCCCUUACCCUCACUCACAUACUUACCUCUGUUUUCAAAAAGUGAAAGGAGGCUGGGGAUUGCUGUCUGCAGAACAAGGGAAGAAGCCGUCUCUUGGUUCUAUUUAUUAAGUUAAAGGGUGUUUUCCCCUUCAUGUUUUCGAUUAAGGUUAGUCUUGCCACUGGCGGGAAUACAGGCACUGCCUUCAUGCCUGCGAUUCCCCAUCUCCUGCCCCCUGUGGCAGCACCGCACACUCACACUGCUGGAGGCCUUCCUCUUUUUAGGCAAUAUCACUGGAGGACAACAAGCCCCUCUUCCAGUUGCAAAAAUACCUUGGAUACACUUACUGUUCCACAAAACACCUUUGCACAAGCUGAAAAAGGGAGUCAAAGACACACGGAGCAAGACUGGUUCCUCUGAUGCACAGCAGAUCAAUGCCUUUCUCCCCCCUAUUCUCAGCUCUUGCAUUCCCCUUUUAUUCUUGUUGCGUACCUGUCAUGAGCAGCUGGAUGUUCAAUGUCACAGAGAUCUGUAAAACCUUUCGUUUACCCAAGCAGCCAGAAGAGCCUCUGCUGAGAAUCUUUUUUGAUAGAGACCGAGUUUUCUGCACUAUAAACCAGCUCUCCUCUGAUUUUUUUGAUCAAUGUAAGAUGCAUAGUUGUGUGAUCAUUGUGUGUGAUUUACUCCCCCUUGUAUUUCUCUUCCCUUCUGUCUGUUACCUGCUUUAUGCUCUUCACUGUCACCCACUUCACGUUCGGCAAACAUUCUCUCUCCCCCCAAGGUGAACGAAUCCAUUAUCUUUUCUUCUUCCCCUUCUGCUUCUCUCCCCAGGCAACACUGCCACUGUCUGACCCUAAAGGGCAACCAUUUCAGCUACCUAUGAUUUUAUGUGAGGAAGUUUAAUUUUUUAUAAAGUUGCAAUUUUGGCCUGUAGUUCAGAUCCAGCCUCCAGAGGUUGGCAGGUCAAAGUUUCCAAUGCUGAUUUUACUCCUUUAUUAAAGUUUGGCGGCAGGGGGGUGGUAGAUGAGAAUGCUGUACACAGGUCCCCCAACUCAACGUCUGGGGGAACGUAAAAAGUGACCACUGGGAAGACAAAAGUUGGUCCUUCUUGCUAAAGGGGGGUUCUGUUUCCGUUGCUGCACUACUGAUUUGUGAAGGUGAUGAAGAAUAAAGAUGCUGCUCAGCUUGUGGGGGAUCCUUCCCCCUUGAA